AUGACUAAGGAGCCUGGCAAGAAAAAGAAAGGCAAGCCAAAGAAGCCUUCAGAUGAGCCACGCGACCAGAAAGAACCAGAAACCGUCAUUAUCACUGAAGUGACUCGCAUCAUCCAGGAAGGCGACAAGAUGCCAGGGUUCCCAGGAGAGCCUGUAGAUGACACAAAGGAGCCCACGAAGCUUCCAAGCAGAGAGGGCACACCUGGAAAGGAACCCACUCCAACUAUCUUUGGCUGGAAAGAAACACCUGAGAAGCCAGAAGUCGAUGACAAGGAGCCUGGCAAGAAAAAGAAAGGCAAGCCAAAGAAGCCUUCAGAUGAGCCACGCGACCAGAAAGAACCAGAAACCGUCAUUAUCACUGAAGUGACUCGCAUCAUCCAGGAAGGCGACAAGAUGCCAGGGUUCCCAGGAGAGCCUACCAUUGACACAAAGGAGCCCACGAAGCUUCCAAGCAGAGAGGGCACACCUGGAAAGGAACCCACUCCAACUAUCUUUGGCUGGAAAGAAACACCUGAGAAGCCAGAAGCUGAUGACAAGGAGCCUGGCAAGAAAAAGAAAGGCAAGCCAAAGAAGCCUUCAGAUGAGCCACGCGACCAGAAAGAACCAGAAACCGUCAUUAUCACUGAAGUGACUCGCAUCAUCCAGGAAGGCGACAAGAUGACAGGGUUCCCAGGAGAGCCUGUAGAUGACACAAAGGAGCCCACGAAGCUUCCAAGCAGAGAGGGCACACCUGGAAAGGAACCCACUCCAACUAUCUUUGGCUGGAAAGAAACACCUGAGAAGCCAGAAGCUGAUGACAAGGAGCCUGGCAAGAAAAAGAAAGGCAAGCCAAAGAAGCCUUCAGAUGAGCCACGCGACCAGAAAGAACCAGAAACCGUCAUUAUCACUGAAGUGACUCGCAUCAUCCAGGAAGGCGACAAGGUGCCAGAGUUCCCAGGAGAGCCUGUAGAUGACACAAAGGAGCCCACGAAGCUUCCAAGCAGAGAGGGCACACCUGGAAAGGAACCCACUCCAACUAUCUUUGGCUGGAAAGAAACACCUGAGAAGCCAGAAGCUGAUGACAAGGAGCCUGGCAAGAAAAAGAAAGGCAAGCCAAAGAAGCCUUCAGAUGAGCCACGCGACCAGAAAGAACCAGAAACCGUCAUUAUCACUGAAGUGACUCGCAUCAUCCAGGAAGGCGACAAGAUGCCAGGGUUCCCAGGAGAGCCUGUAGAUGACACAAAGGAGCCCACGAAGCUUCCAAGCAGAGAGGGCACACCUGGAAAGGAACCCACUCCAACUAUCUUUGGCUGGAAAGAAACACCUGAGAAGCCAGAAGCUGAUGACAAGGAGCCUGGCAAGAAAAAGAAAGGCAAGCCAAAGAAGCCUUCAGAUGAGCCACGCGACCAGAAAGAACCAGAAACCGUCAUUAUCACUGAAGUGACUCGCAUCAUCCAGGAAGGCGACAAGAUGACAGGGUUCCCAGGAGAGCCUGUAGAUGACACAAAGGAACCCACGAAGCUUCCAAGCAGAGAGGGCACACCUGGAAAGGAACCCACUCCAACUAUCUUUGGCUGGAAAGAAACACCUGAGAAGCCAGAAGCUGAUGACAAGGAGCCUGGCAAGAAAAAGAAAGGCAAGCCAAAGAAGCCUUCAGAUGAGCCACGCGACCAGAAAGAACCAGAAACCGUCAUUAUCACUGAAGUGACUCGCAUCAUCCAGGAAGGCGACAAGAUGACAGGGUUCCCAGGAGAGCCUGUAGAUGACACAAAGGAGCCCACGAAGCUUCCAAGCAGAGAGGGCACACCUGGAAAGGAACCCACUCCAACUAUCUUUGGCUGGAAAGAAACACCUGAGAAGCCAGAAGCUGAUGACAAGGAGCCUGGCAAGAAAAGAAAGGAAGGCGACAAGAUGCCAGGGUUCCCAGGAGAGCCUGUAGAUGACACAAAGGAGCCCACGAAGCUACCAAGCAGAGAGGGCACACCUGGAAAGGAACCCACUCCAACUAUCUUUGGCUGGAAAGAAACACCUGAGAAGCCAGAAGCUGAUGACAAGGAGCCUGGCAAGAAAAAGAAAGGCAAGCCAAAGAAGCCUUCAGAUGAGCCACGCGACCAGAAAGAACCAGAAACCGUCAUUAUCACUGAAGUGACUCGCAUCAUCCAGGAAGGCGACAAGAUGCCAGGGUUCCCAGGAGAGCCUGUAGAUGACACAAAGGAGCCCACGAAGCUUCCAAGCAGAGAGGGCACACCUGGAAAGGAACCCACUCCAACUAUCUUUGGCUGGAAAGAAACACCUGAGAAGCCAGAAGCUGAUGACAAGGAGCCUGGCAAGAAAAAGAAAGGCAAGCCAAAGAAGCCUUCAGAUGAGCCACGCGACCAGAAAGAACCAGAAACCGUCAUUAUCACUGAAGUGACUCGCAUCAUCCAGGAAGGCGACAAGAUGCCAGGGUUCCCAGGAGAGCCUGUAGAUGACACAAAGGAGCCCACGAAGCUUCCAAGCAGAGAGGGCACACCUGGAAAGGAACCCACUCCAACUAUCUUUGGCUGGAAAGAAACACCUGAGAAGCCAGAAGCUGAUGACAAGGAGCCUGGCAAGAAAAAGAAAGGCAAGCCAAAGAAGCCUUCAGAUGAGCCACGCGACCAGAAAGAACCAGAAACCGUCAUUAUCACUGAAGUGACUCGCAUCAUCCAGGAAGGCGACAAGAUGCCAGGGUUCCCAGGAGAGCCUGUAGAUGACACAAAGGAGCCCACGAAGCUUCCAAGCAGAGAGGGCACACCUGGAAAGGAACCCACUCCAACUAUCUUUGGCUGGAAAGAAACACCUGAGAAGCCAGAAGCUGAUGACAAGGAGCCUGGCAAGAAAAAGAAAGGCAAGCCAAAGAAGCCUUCAGAUGAGCCACGCGACCAGAAAGAACCAGAAACCGUCAUUAUCACUGAAGUGACUCGCAUCAUCCAGGAAGGCGACAAGAUGCCAGGGUUCCCAGGAGAGCCUGUAGAUGACACAAAGGAGCCCACGAAGCUUCCAAGCAGAGAGGGCACACCUGGAAAGGAACCCACUCCAACUAUCUUUGGCUGGAAAGAAACACCUGAGAAGCCAGAAGCUGAUGACAAGGAGCCUGGCAAGAAAAAGAAAGGCAAGCCAAAGAAGCCUUCAGAUGAGCCACGCGACCAGAAAGAACCAGAAACCGUCAUUAUCACUGAAGUGACUCGCAUCAUCCAGGAAGGCGACAAGAUGCCAGGGUUCCCAGGAGAGCCUGUAGAUGACACAAAGGAGCCCACGAAGCUUCCAAGCAGAGAGGGCACACCUGGAAAGGAACCCACUCCAACUAUCUUUGGCUGGAAAGAAACACCUGAGAAGCCAGAAGCUGAUGACAAGGAGCCUGGCAAGAAAAAGAAAGGCAAGCCAAAGAAGCCUUCAGAUGAGCCACGCGACCAGAAAGAACCAGAAACCGUCAUUAUCACUGAAGUGACUCGCAUCAUCCAGGAAGGCGACAAGAUGCCAGGGUUCCCAGGAGAGCCUGUAGAUGACACAAAGGAGCCCACGAAGCUUCCAAGCAGAGAGGGCACACCUGGAAAGGAACCCACUCCAACUAUCUUUGGCUGGAAAGAAACACCUGAGAAGCCAGAAGAUGAUGACAAGGAGCCUGGCAAGAAAAAGAAAGGCAAGCCAAAGAAGCCUUCAGAUGAGCCACGCGACCAGAAAGAACCAGAAACCGUCAUUAUCACUGAAGUGACUCGCAUCAUCCAGGAAGGCGACAAGAUGCCAGGGUUCCCAGGAGAGCCUAGAGGGCACACCUGGAAAGGAACCCACUCCACUAUCUUUGGCUGGAAAGAAACACCUGAGAAGCCAGAAGCUGAUGACAAGGAGCCUGGCAAGAAAAAGAAAGGCAAGCCAAAGAAGCCUUCAGAUGAGCCACGCGACCAGAAAGAACCAGAAACCGUCAUUAUCACUGAAGUGACUCGCAUCAUCCAGGAAGGCGACAAGGUGCCAGGGUUCCCAGGAGAGCCUGUAGAUGACACAAAGGAGCCCACGAAGCUUCCAAGCAGAGAGGGCACACCUGGCAAGGAGCCCACUCCUAUCCUUGGCUGGAAAGAAACACCUGAGAAGCCAGAAGCUGAUGACAAGGAGCCUGGCAAGAAAAAGAAAGGCAAGCCAAAGAAGCCUUCAGAUGAGCCACGCGACCAGAAAGAACCAGAAACCGUCAUUAUCACUGAAGUGACUCGCAUCAUCCAGGAAGGCGACAAGGUGCCAGAGUUCCCAGGAGAGCCUGUAGUUGACACAAAGGAGCCCACGAAGCUUCCAAGCAGAGAGGGCACACCUGGAAAGGAACCCACUCCAACUAUCUUUGGCUGGAAAGAAACACCUGAGAAGCCAGAAGCUGAUGACAAGGAGCCUGGCAAGAAAAAGAAAGGCAAGCCAAAGAAGCCUUCAGAUGAGCCACGCGACCAGAAAGAACCAGAAACCGUCAUUAUCACUGAAGUGACUCGCAUCAUCCAGGAAGGCGACAAGAUGCCAGGGUUCCCAGGAGAGCCUGUAGAUGACACAAAGGAGCCCACGAAGCUUCCAAGCAGAGAGGGCACACCUGGAAAGGAACCCACUCCAACUAUCUUUGGCUGGAAAGAAACACCUGAGAAGCCAGAAGCUGAUGACAAGGAGCCUGGCAAGAAAAAGAAAGGCAAGCCAAAGAAGCCUUCAGAUGAGCCACGCGACCAGAAAGAACCAGAAACCGUCAUUAUCACUGAAGUGACUCGCAUCAUCCAGGAAGGCGACAAGAUGCCAGGGUUCCCAGGAGAGCCUGUAGAUGACACAAAGGAGCCCACGAAGCUUCCAAGCAGAGAGGGCACACCUGGAAAGGAACCCACUCCAACUAUCUUUGGCUGGAAAGAAACACCUGAGAAGCCAGAAGCUGAUGACAAGGAGCCUGGCAAGAAAAAGAAAGGCAAGCCAAAGAAGCCUUCAGAUGAGCCACGCGACCAGAAAGAACCAGAAACCGUCAUUAUCACUGAAGUGACUCGCAUCAUCCAGGAAGGCGACAAGAUGCCAGGGUUCCCAGGAGAGCCUGUAGAUGACACAAAGGAGCCCACGAAGCUUCCAAGCAGAGAGGGCACACCUGGAAAGGAACCCACUCCAACUAUCUUUGGCUGGAAAGAAACACCUGAGAAGCCAGAAGAUGAUGACAAGGAGCCUGGCAAGAAAAAGAAAGGCAAGCCAAAGAAGCCUUCAGAUGAGCCACGCGACCAGAAAGAACCAGAAACCGUCAUUAUCACUGAAGUGACUCGCAUCAUCCAGGAAGGCGACAAGAUGCCAGGGUUCCCAGGAGAGCCUGUAGAUGACACAAAGGAGCCCACGAAGCUUCCAAGCAGAGAGGGCACACCUGGAAAGGAACCCACUCCAACUAUCUUUGGCUGGAAAGAAACACCUGAGAAGCCAGAAGCUGAUGACAAGGAGCCUGGCAAGAAAAAGAAAGGCAAGCCAAAGAAGCCUUCAGAUGAGCCACGCGACCAGAAAGAACCAGAAACCGUCAUUAUCACUGAAGUGACUCGCAUCAUCCAGGAAGGCGACAAGAUGCCAGGGUUCCCAGGAGAGCCUGUAGAUGACACAAAGGAGCCCACGAAGCUUCCAAGCAGAGAGGGCACACCUGGAAAGGAACCCACUCCAACUAUCUUUGGCUGGAAAGAAACACCUGAGAAGCCAGAAGCUGAUGACAAGGAGCCUGGCAAGAAAAAGAAAGGCAAGCCAAAGAAGCCUUCAGAUGAGCCACGCGACCAGAAAGAACCAGAAACCGUCAUUAUCACUGAAGUGACUCGCAUCAUCCAGGAAGGCGACAAGAUGCCAGGGUUCCCAGGAGAGCCUGUAGAUGACACAAAGGAGCCCACGAAGCUUCCAAGCAGAGAGGGCACACCUGGAAAGGAACCCACUCCAACUAUCUUUGGCUGGAAAGAAACACCUGAGAAGCCAGAAGAUGAUGACAAGGAGCCUGGCAAGAAAAAGAAAGGAAGGCGACAAGAUGCCAGGGUUCCCAGGAGAGCCUGUACGAUUGACACAAAGGAGCCCACGAAGCUUCCAAGCAGAGAGGGCACACCUGGAAAGGAACCCACUCCAACUAUCUUUGGCUGGAAAGAAACACCUGAGAAGCCAGAAGCUGAUGACAAGGAGCCUGGCAAGAAAAAGAAAGGCAAGCCAAAGAAGCCUUCAGAUGAGCCACGCGACCAGAAAGAACCAGAAACCGUCAUUAUCACUGAAGUGACUCGCAUCAUCCAGGAAGGCGACAAGAUGCCAGGGUUCCCAGGAGAGCCUGUAGAUGACACAAAGGAGCCCACGAAGCUUCCAAGUAGAGAGGGCACACCUGGAAAGGAACCCACUCCAACUAUCUUUGGCUGGAAAGAAACACCUGAGAAGCCAGAAGAUGAUGACAAGGAGCCUGGCAAGAAAAAGAAAGGCAAGCCAAAGAAGCCUUCAGAUGAGCCACGCGACCAGAAAGAACCAGAAACCGUCAUUAUCACUGAAGUGACUCGCAUCAUCCAGGAAGGCGACAAGAUGCCAGGGUUCCCAGGAGAGCCUGUAGAUGACACAAAGGAGCCCACGAAGCUUCCAAGCAGAGAGGGCACACCUGGAAAGGAACCCACUCCUAUCUUUGGCUGGAAAGAAACACCUGAGAAGCCAGAAGAUGAUGACAAGGAGCCUGGCAAGAAAAAGAAAGGCAAGCCAAAGAAGCCUUCAGAUGAGCCACGCGACCAGAAAGAACCAGAAACCGUCAUUAUCACUGAAGUGACUCGCAUCAUCCAGGAAGGCGACAAGAUGCCAGGGUUCCCAGGAGAGCCUGUAGAUGACACAAAGGAGCCCACGAAGCUUCCAAGCAGAGAGGGCACACCUGGAAAGGAACCCACUCCAACUAUCUUUGGCUGGAAGAAACACCUGAGAAGCCAGAAGAUGAUGACAAGGAGCCUGGCAAGAAAAAGAAAGGCAAGCCAAAGAAGCCUUCAGAUGAGCCACGCGACCAGAAAGAACCAGAAACCGUCAUUAUCACUGAAGUGA
Rhipicephalus sanguineus (brown dog tick) is the source of this 7014-nucleotide messenger RNA. RefSeq names its product titin-like. The record is from RefSeq and is a predicted model, not a curated record. NCBI's taxonomy places the organism in Eukaryota, Metazoa, Arthropoda, Arachnida, Ixodida, Ixodidae. Bases 1 to 7014 code for a protein of 2337 amino acids. The transcript has 4 exons.